UAGCCCGCCGACGGCGGGAAGGUUGGCGGAGUGUUGGCCUUCGCUGUUGUUCGUUAACAUUUGAGUCACACUCUGUGUCAUUAUGAACAAAGCGCCUCAGCGUGCGGGGGCCUCGCGUCGCGCUCGGACACCGACGUGGCGCUAAUCCUGACCGACACGACCCGAGCUGCGCGGAAGAUUCAAAUAGACAGCCCCCCACUCUCACAUUACGGGCAAUUUAGCGUCUCCGAUGAAGCGAACAAUGCGUGUUUUUGGGAUUGCGGGAGGAAGCCGAGCUCAGAUUCGAGCCCGGAACCUUCGACUGCGAUGCGGACGUGCCACCCGCUCGACCGACACGCUGUCACAUUUAACAGUCGCUUUUCACAACAGCUAACGAAGCAAAACUCUGGUGACGCUUUCAUCUCCUCCUCGCUCCCCCGCAAGCAACUCAGCCUCAGCCAAUGGCGUGGCGAGGAUGAGGACGAGGAGGAGGAGGAGGAGGGCUAUUUAUCAGCCCCGGCGUGCCCGAGCGAGCGUCACACCAUCUCGCAGGGAUGCUUCAGCCGCAGGCGCGCGUGCUGCUUGUGCUUCUGUUGUCCGCCGGGCCACUGGCGCGGGUCAGCGCCGGCGACCCCGACGCGGCAGACCGGCUCGCGGAGGGCCUCGGCGCCGACGCGGCACUCGACAAGGCCUUGACUCGCUCGCUCCUGCUGAGGCUCCUCUACGAAGCGGCGGCGGCGAGGGACGAGGCGCUCCCCGAGCUGGGCGUCGGCGUGGCGUUGAUGCGGCGACACCUCCCGCUCUCCCAAAGAGAGCGCAAGGCGGGUUGCCGCAACUUCUUCUGGAAGACUUUCACCUCCUGUUGACACCGUGAUCAUUUUCAUUGCAUUAUUUUGUGUUCAAAACCUACAACGCCAAACAUAUGCGAUACUUUUUGAGUUUUUCCAAGUGGGAAUGAACGCAGUUCAUUUACUGCACCUUUGUUCGGCUAUCGAUGCAAGCGACAUAUAUACUGUAGUUCACGUUAAGUUAAUUUGUGAGUAAAUUGAGAAAAAAAAAUCAGUUCAGUGCAUAUACGUUUUGUGGCAUGGGUGGUGUGCUGUGAGAUUUGAUGAUAAAAUAUGCGCCUUGGCUCAUUAAGAGUUGGGGAAAACUGCUUCAUACAUCAUCA
Molecule: messenger RNA, 1150 nt
Organism: Phycodurus eques (leafy seadragon)
Lineage: Eukaryota; Metazoa; Chordata; Actinopteri; Syngnathiformes; Syngnathidae
Gene: sst5
Product: somatostatin 5
Exons: 2
Coding region: 534-845 (103 amino acids)
Biological process (GO): regulation of cell migration
Cellular component (GO): extracellular region
Molecular function (GO): hormone activity
Source: RefSeq, a predicted model, not a curated record